AUGACAGCUGCACGGCGGCGUCGACCAGCUGCCAAGAAGCUCCGCGUCCCUCGCGGCGAUGACGAUCCGCCUCGUCAUGCUGUCGUGAUGGUUCUGGGUGACGUGGGACGGAGUCCUCGUAUGCAGUACCACGCGCUGUCGCUAGCACGCAUGUCCACGAAGCUGCGCGUAACUCUCGUGGGUUACGCUGGCGAGUGCUGUGUACCCGACGUCUUGAGUCAGAAAAACAUCAACGUACUGACGUUCACGCCGCGUCUGCAGCGAGUUCCGCGCACGUUUUUCGUACUGUUGGCACCUGUAAAAAUUGUGCUGCAGAUGUUGCAGCUGGUAUGGCUGCUGAUAGUAACAACGGGCAGCGUGGACCUCGUGUUUCUGCAGAACCCGCCAACGAUCCCGACGUUUGUGGUCGUGUGGCUCUGCUGUCGGUUGAAAGGUGCCAAGUUUGUCAUUGACUGGCACAAUCUGGGCUACACUCUAUUGGCACUGUCCCUUGGUAGUGGACACUUUUUUGUGAAGAUAGCCAAGUGGAUCGAGCGUGUGUUUGGGCGCAUGGCUGAUGCCAACUUGUGUGUCACCCACGCGAUGCAGACGUGGCUGAGAGAGACUUGGGGAAUCGAAGCUACGGCGUUGCACGACAAACCUCCUCUUUUUUUCAAACCCGCGUCGCUCGACACACAGCAUGAGCUAUUCACUCGAGUGGGAGACCAGCUGGAGCACUGCAAUGAUUUGGUAACAUGGGACCAAAACCGGGGCAACCUGGAGGAAACGCUUCUCACACGCAUUGUUCGUGGUCCCAGUGGCAAGAAGAAAAGAGGUGUGGUGCAAUCUCGCGAGAACCGACCAGCUAUGAUCAUCAGCUCGACAAGCUGGACAGCAGAUGAAGACUUUGGCAUUUUGCUUGCAGCACUCGAGCUUCUCGACAAACGUACGUCAUCGCUGAGCACGGCCGAGUUUCCGAACCUGCUGGUUGUGGUGACGGGCCGGGGACCUCAAAAGGCAAUGUAUCUCGAGAAGAUCGAACAGCUCGCCUUCAAGCGCAUUCGGAUCGCGACGAUGUGGCUUGACGCAAGUGACUAUCCGCUCAUAUUGGGCAGUGCCGAUCUGGGUGUAUGCUUGCACACUUCAUCGUCCGGCCUAGAUUUACCCAUGAAAGUCUUGGACAUGUUUGGCUGCGGUCUUCCCGUAUGCGCCAUCGGAUUCAAGUGCCUAGAUGAGCUUGUACAGCACGACAAGAACGGUCUGGUGUUUGAGUCGCCGGAGCAGCUUUGUACUCAAGUCUAUGGUCUUCUCAAGGGCUACCCGACAGAUACUCCUCAGCUCAACCGUCUACGGUCGUCUUUGCAGACGGUGGAACACUGGCCAGACAACUGGAACCGCGUCGCGUCACCGCUGUUUCAAAAGCAGCUCUACCUUUAA
Peronospora matthiolae is the source of this 1416-nucleotide messenger RNA. The record is from the annotation of a GenBank genome assembly. Lineage: Eukaryota; Oomycota; Peronosporomycetes; Peronosporales; Peronosporaceae.